Acromyrmex echinatior (Panamanian leafcutter ant) is the source of this 1264-nucleotide messenger RNA. Its product is annotated as 18S rRNA aminocarboxypropyltransferase. Lineage: Eukaryota; Metazoa; Arthropoda; Insecta; Hymenoptera; Formicidae. The record is from RefSeq and is a predicted model, not a curated record. Gene Ontology annotation, molecular function: rRNA small subunit aminocarboxypropyltransferase activity. Gene Ontology annotation, biological process: maturation of SSU-rRNA.
ACAAUUUUGUGAUGCUCAACAAUUUUGUGAUGAUAUGUUUCAAGUCAAAUCAGUAAAAGCACAUUUUUAUUUCUGCACAAAAUGGUAUCGAAUGAAUAGAGCUCUAAAUAUUCAACGUAUAACAACUACGCGCGGAAUCAAUUAUACAAAGAAAUUAAACAGUCAACAGUUAAGUUGUGUUUUCAUAUGUUUGACAUUCCUGCGGUAUUAUAUACGUAUAUAUGACAACAGAUGUUAGGUUAAGCUGCGAUAAGACGUAAACAGUGAUAAACAUAUUUGAAAAAAACAUAUAUUGAAGGAAGGAAACGGAAUAGCGUAGAGUACCUGAAAAUGUCGGGACGUAGAAAGAAAGACAAGAAUAAAUUGCUGCAACGGAGGCCCCGUAAUGUUCUCUGCAAGGAGCUGAGGUAUCACCAGAAGAGGGACAGAAUGUCUGACUGUUCUGACAGCUCGGAUAAGGAAAACGAUGAGACAGAGACGGUAAACGAGUGGCCGUUGCCAUUCCCUGUGGCUAUGUGGGAUUUAGAGCACUGCUCCAACUCCAAACAGUCCAAACAUGGUACUGGCAAAAAGUUAGUGAGAUAUGGUUUAACAAAGUUGCUGCGACUGAGUACACGAUUUUCAGGCCUUUGCCUUACUCCAGUAAGCGAUAAGUGCGUGACUCCAUUGGAUCGCAAGAUUGUAGAGAAGUAUGGUUGUGCAGUUAUUAAUUGUAGUUGGUCGCGUAUCGACGACACUCCCUUCAACAAAGUAAGGACAUCCCAUCCUCGCAUAUUGCCUUUCUUGGUUUCUGCCAAUUCGACAAAACCCUGCGAAUUGAGUUGUGCGGAGGCUAUUGCAGCUACUUUAAUCAUAACGGGAUUUCCAGACGAAGCUGACCUGAUUCUUGACAAAUUUAGUUGGGGACACUUGUUCCUAGAACUAAACAGUGAAUUGUUGGAAAAUUACGCUCGUUGCGCAAAUACUGAAGAAGUAAUAGCUGUACAAGAAAAGUUUUUAAAGGAUAUACAGCAGGAAAAAAUUGACAGACUUGCACUUUCUGACUUUCCACCAAGUGAUACAGAAUCUGAAGAAGAGGCGGAAGAAAAAGAUAAGAGCGUAGUGUCCGAAAUAACUAAGGAACUAGCCAAUGCAAGAAUAUAAAAUAUAAUAUUACAGCUAUUUUAAAUAAUAUACUAGAGGUGUGCGAAUUAAGCAUAUAUGAGGUUAAAUUGAACCAAAUCUUUGAUAAUAUAUUCAAAAAUGAAUCGAAUCGAAUCUUUUU